AUGAUUGGAGAAGGUCGGGAGCCUUGGGCUACUUACAUCGACCUGCUCGUGGGGGAGAUCAACAAAGCUGCAGGUGCCACGGAUCGACCGCUGAUUCUCUUCGGCCACUCCCGAGGGGCGGCGCCCGCCACCUGCGUCGCAUAUCGCCUGGGUACGCGCGUGAAGAAGGUCUACAUCGUUGCCUGUGGCGCUAUGAAGGCUCAGGAGCCAACUGGCUGGGAGCUCCUGAGCCAAAGAUUCAAAGAAGGAGGAGACCGAGACCUUCUGAAAUGGUUCUCGAGUAUUCAGCCGGAUAACUUGCUGCUUCGCCGCACGGCCUUUGAGGCAUCGCUCAGAGAAUUUGAGGAGCAGAUUACUUCGAGCAAAAUGAUGUCUGACAUGCUGCAUGUGAUGCGGACACAGUACCGCGACGCCAUGUUUCCAGACCCCGACAGGGACUUCGGCUGCAUGCCGGUGCCGAUCAUGGCCGUCUCACCUCUGCAAGACGAAGCCUGCCAGCCGGAUCACUGUGAGGCCCGGGCCCGGACUCGUGGUACCAGUUACCAGUAG
Symbiodinium sp. CCMP2592 is the source of this 549-nucleotide messenger RNA. Lineage: Eukaryota; Dinophyceae; Suessiales; Symbiodiniaceae. The record is from the annotation of a GenBank genome assembly.